ACUACAUGUCUUUCCUGAUUUUUCCAGGCAUACCGGUGGUGUAUAGAGGCCAUGAAGGAAAUCACUCCAGGGCUGCCUGUCAAAGUAGUGGUUGAUGUCCUCCGGCAAGCUUCUAAGGCCUGUGUGGUGAAGAGAGAGUUCAGGAAAGCCGAGCAGCUGAUCAAACAUGCAGUGUUUCUAGCGAGAGAACAUUUUGGCCACAAGCACCCCAAAUACUCCGACACGCUUCUAGAUUACGGAUUUUACUUAUUAAACGUAGACAACAUAUGCCAAUCAGUUGCUAUAUACCAGACGGCGCUGGACAUCCGACAGUCUGUGUUCGGGGGGAAGAACAUCCACGUUGCCACCGCCCAUGAAGACCUUGCCUACUCCUCAUAUGUGCACCAGUAUAGCUCUGGGAAAUUUGACAACGCACUGUGAGUACAAUAAAUCUUACAAUAAAUCUUACAAUAAAUCUUACAAUCUCACAACUGUUUCUA
Molecule: messenger RNA, 479 nt
Organism: Notothenia coriiceps (black rockcod)
Lineage: Eukaryota; Metazoa; Chordata; Actinopteri; Perciformes; Nototheniidae
Product: amyloid protein-binding protein 2-like
Exons: 4
Coding region: 52-420 (122 amino acids)
Biological process (GO): intracellular protein transport; proteasome-mediated ubiquitin-dependent protein catabolic process
Cellular component (GO): Cul2-RING ubiquitin ligase complex
Molecular function (GO): ubiquitin-like ligase-substrate adaptor activity; protein binding
Source: RefSeq, a predicted model, not a curated record